Molecule: messenger RNA, 1700 nt
Organism: Schistosoma intercalatum
Lineage: Eukaryota; Metazoa; Platyhelminthes; Trematoda; Strigeidida; Schistosomatidae
Source: the annotation of a GenBank genome assembly
CAUAUGGUCGUGAACUAUUCAAUUUGUGUGUUGCCACGUGUUUGUUACUAGUAUCAUAGGAGAGUAUCGUAUUAACUAUGUCUUCUCUCGUGAACAAUAGAGAAGAAGCACGACCAGUCAGCACAACCACAUAUUUCUUGGGGAUAGUGAAACAAGUCUUAUCGGGAGAUACUAUUGUAAUACGUGACAGACCCAUAAAUGGUCCUCCUCCAGAACGAACCAUUAUUUUGUCCAAUAUAUCAUGUGGUCGCGUUGCUCGUAAGCCGUCGACGGGAAUUCCCACUGGAACACCAGAAGAUCCGUUUGCUUGGGAGGCCAGAGAGUUUGUUCGUACUCUUUUAGUUGGUAAAGAAGUUUGCUAUUCUGUCGAAACAGAACAGCCAUCUGGUCGCAAAUAUGGAUGUGUGUAUGUUGGGAAAAAUAUCAGUGGAGAAAAUGUUGCUUUGUCCUUAGUGGAACAAGGCUUAGCUGAAGUGAGAAAGCUAAAUCCGACAAUAGCUGCCAAAAAUAAAAUUUACCAGCAACUAGUAACCGCUCAAGAACAGGCAAAGUCACUUGGUAAGGGUCGUUGGUCUCCCAAUCUCCCUGUUACAAGAGAAAUCCUUUGGUCAGUCGAGAAUACUCGCAGCUUCUUUGAGAGCUACAAAAACCGACCACUUAAAGCUGUUGUCGAAAAUGUUCGAGAUGGUUGUUCUGUACAAGUCUUCAUUCUACCUGAAUCCCUUAAUGAAAAGCCAAAUACAUUUGUAUACGUUACUGUCACAAUGUCAGGAAUUAAAUCGCCAUCGAUACGUUAUGAGGAUGGAAAAAUUGUUCCCGACGCGUGGGGUCUCGAUGCGCUAUUCUUUACCGAAUCCAGACUGCUACAGAGAGACGUUACUAUACUGUUGGAAUCCGUAUUUAAUCAAACUUUCGUCGGAAGCAUCCUCCACCCAAAUGGAAAUAUAGCUGAGUUGUUGCUGCGUCAUGGUCUUGCUCACUGUAUUGAUUGGAAUCUAAACUUAGUAAGCGUCCCAGGUGCUGCCGAAGCCUAUAAAAUAGCUGAAAGACUUGCGAAAGAAAAGCGACUACGCGUGUUUGAAAACUACCAGCCCACACAAACAACGGAAGUACAUGCAGACAGUCUUCAAACAGUUGUUCCAGGGAAAAUAUUCAGUGGAAUUAUAUGUGAAGUCGGAAACGGUGAUAACGUCUCUAUCAAAUGUUCAGAUGGUGUCCAUAAAUUCUUUCUAUCCAGCAUAAGAGCUCCACGACCACAGACCAGCAGCAAGGAAGACGAUUCUUCUGUCCAACGUGGUCGUAUUCGUCCGCUUUACGACAUACCUUAUGUGUUUGAAGCUAGAGAGGUACUUCGCCAGUUCGUCGGAAAACAAGUAACUGUUCAAGUUGAUUACAUUCAACCGAAGACAUCUAAUACUGUUGACGAACGUGUUUGUGCUACAGUGCGAGCUGAUGAUGUCAACCUUGCAUUGACCCUAGUUUCAAAAGGUCUGGCCUCUGUAGUGCGUUAUCGAAACGCUAAUGAUUCUCGUUCUGUAUUUUACGGUGAACUUCUUGCGGCAGAAGAAAAUGCGCAGUCUAAGGGACUCGGAAUGUAUAGCAAACAAGAUCCCCCGAUUCAUCGUGUUGCCGAUCUCACAGGUAAUAAAAGAGUUGAAGCUGUCUUAAAAGAGACUGUGGUUCUACUAAUUUGUAGAUAG